This is a messenger RNA of Acipenser ruthenus (sterlet), 5196 nucleotides long. RefSeq names its product serine/arginine repetitive matrix protein 3-like. The transcript has 15 exons. Bases 211 to 2100 code for a protein of 629 amino acids. The record is from RefSeq and is a predicted model, not a curated record. NCBI's taxonomy places the organism in Eukaryota, Metazoa, Chordata, Actinopteri, Acipenseriformes, Acipenseridae. Gene Ontology annotation, molecular function: mRNA binding.
AAAAGAGAGACACACUGGAGCAGAUUGAGGAUCCAACAUUGGCUGCGCAGACGAAACUAGACAGUGCGGUUUAACAAAAUAGGAGGUCGCCGCGUCAACUAAACAAUUUUAUCAGCUAGAAGCAGGGGUGAAAACAGAAGGCUGCUUGUGGCUAAAGGUCAAACAGCAAUCUAUCUACAAAUAGAGAGUGCUGGGAGCCAGGCGGAGGCCAUGUACGAUGGGGUGAGGGUGCCCUCUCCUCAGGAGAAUGCCAACGGCUUCGCUCAGCCAGGAGCGUCCGCCAUCCACUCCAAACCCGAGGAGGAGGAGGAGGAGGCCAGGGCAAUGGAACCUGUGUUGGUGAAGAAGGCCCACAGGGAAAUCCUGGAUCACGAACGGAAGAGGAGGGUGGAGCUGAAAUGCAUGGAGCUCCAGGAGAUGAUGGAGGAACAAGGGUAUUCAGAAGAAGAAAUCAGGCAGAAGGUGGGCACCUUUCGGCAGAUGCUCAUGGAGAAAGAAGGAGUGAUAACCAGGGAGGACCCACAUGCACGCCACAUCAUUAAUCACACAGCCCACUGCAGCGAGGAUCAGAGAGGGGAGCUGAGACUGGCCGAGGGAUAUGUUGAGGGAUGUGACUGCUAUGACAGGGAGGCAGCUAGCCAACGAGAGUACAGAAUGAAGAGCAAGUCAAGCACUUCACCCUCACCUCCACCCAAAAAGAAAAAGAAGAAGAAAUCUGGACACAGGAGAAGCCGUUUUGAGAGCUCGUCGCCACCGCGGAAAGAAAAGAAGAAGAAAAGUGGAAAGAAACACAAGCGAGACAGGUCUGCUUCUGGUUCCAGGAAGAAACGUAGAUACAGAUCUGGGAGCCCAAAGAACAAACAGAAAGACAAGAACAAACACAGAAAGAGAUCCCCUGUAGAAUCCCCCGGCAGGUCCCACCGAAGAGGGAGUUGCUGCAGCUCCCGCAGUGCCUCGCUGUCUUCAGUGUGCAGCUUAUCUACGUCUCCUAGCAGACAGACUCCCAAGCACAGAGCGGAUGGGCACAGGGCCUACUGCACCCCUUCCAGCCGCAGUGUGUCUCCCUCGCCCGCCCGAGGAGGCCAGCCCUCCCCCCCCAGGCAGAACGGAAAUCGGGACCCCACUAGGAACGGACGAGAGGAUGAGGGGAACGAGCUCCCAGCAGAGAAAACCCAGGAUAGGUUUACAUUGUCCGGCUCUCCAAGGGUACAGCCCAAGCUUACCUCUGUGUCCCCACGGCCGAAAGACAACAAGGUACAGAAAGUAAUCUCUAGGAGUCCUGGAAAUAUGUCCCCCACUCCUGGAGAGGGCUAUUCCGCUGAGUAUGCUGGGAGGCAUCGUUCCAGAUCCAUAUCAUCCAGCAAGCGCAGUGAGCGACAGAAGACUGCAGCUGAGGCACACAGAGAGUCGGGACACUCCCCAAGCUAUACCGGCUACAGCAGCGACUCCGGACAUUCGCAGCUCAGCCUCUCACAAAAGAGUAAAAGAAUGCAGUUGAAAAAGGCAAAGGACUUGCACGCAAAGCAACGGCAUCAUAGAGUCCGUGUCGUCGGUAGAAACAAGAGUUCCUCAACGUCUCCGCUCAAGCGCGAGAAACACGGCCGGCACAACUCGGAGAGGAAGAAGAGCUCGUCUCGCAGCCUGCGCCAGCGGAGCAGCUCCUGCAGCAGCAGCCGCUCCCCCUCCCGCGAACGGAGGAGCAAAUCCAAGUCCCCACACUCCAGGCAAAACACGUCCAGAGAAAAAGACAGUGAGGCCAAAGCACACCACACUGAUACCGAGGCCAGAGCCAGGCGACGUUCAAGAAGUUAUUCUCCAAUCAGAAAGAGGAGACGAGACUCGCCCAGCUUCAUGGAGCCAAGGAGGAUUACGAGCGCACGCAAGCGACCCAUUCCAUACUACCGGCCUAGUCCGUCUUCACACAGCUCACAGAGCAGCGACUCCGCCCACAGUCGAAGCCGAAGCCGCACCUACGACAGUGGCAGCAGCUACAGCCGCAGCAGGACUCUGAGCCGCAGCAGGAGUAGAUCCCGGACGCAAAGCCGCAACCACAGUCACAGCUACUACAGCCGGAGCAGCUCUGAGAGCGCCGGCUUCUAGAACUCCAACCACCGUCUCCAGGGGAACCAGAAUUCCACAAUCGCCCCGCCCCCUCUGAAUCGGAAACAAAGAGCUAUGUGAGCUGUGUUUCAUUAUAGCAGGAUAGAAUCUGUCAUUUCUCUGUGUGUUUCCUCCUCCCCUCCUUCAUGGAACCACGAAUAACAAAAUAUAUUUUACAUUAAUGACUUAUGAUACUUGAUUGACGUUGUUCGGUAAAAUCUGCGUUUUUUCCAAUCCAGUAAGUUGUUGAGGAGCCUAAAGAACGAAAGCAUGUUGAUCAUAGCCUGUAUUAUUAUAAAUGUGAUGAUGUGGUCUUGUCUCCAGGAAUAUCUAGUAAAUCCAUGCCCUGAAGAAGUAAUUGCUGCGUGCCUCCCGAAGAAAGAUGAACUGGGCAUCAUGAAAACGUGAAGAUUCACUUUCACUUAGUAUGGGUUGGUGUUUCACUUCCUUGCUUCCUUCGUUAUGAUACCUUUCCGCUGUCCAGAUUCUAGUCUGUUCGGUGCUUAAACUCAACAAUGUACCCUGUAGGGACUGAAGAACAAGGUGUCAUAACACCUCAACAAAAAAAAAAAUCUUCCACGUAGCAACAAGAACCAAAUAUUGGUAACUUCCUACAAUGAAAAGGCUGAAGAAAAGUGGACGUUUUUCUCUUGGAUGGCCGGUGAAACUUUCUAAAGAAGAACAACGAAAAAACAACAUGUAUCUGAUGAUUAUAUAAUUGAACAACUUGUAUCUGAUGAUUAUAUAAUUGCCGUAAAGUAGUAAGAUUUCUUUUCAAGGCUUAAAAUGUUUGUUUGAGAGGCAUCUCCUAAAAAGGUUUGAAUGAUCUGUUCUGGUUAAACUAUGCACUGUAAAUACCAUAUUAUUUAAGAGGUGUAUCUUUUGAUACUCUCAGCAUGUUGUACUAGCAAAGAAACAAGUAAUUAUGUAGAGAACUGUGGAAUGCCCAGCACUUCAUUAUCUAAAAUCUAAAUCUAAGCACACAGAUUCAUUAUUUUCACCUUUAAUUUAUUUUAUUUAGUAAAUGGUUUCCUAUUCAGGGCUGGAGUACAUACAGUAUUCGUUCAAAGUGUAUAUAAAGAGUCGAUGGUAAUAACUUUUAAUGAAAGGAUUUUAAUUACACCAGCCAUAAACAAAUGCAGCACACCACACCACACCAAUAGCCAAAUUGAUAUUGGCAUGUGUUCUAGCACUAUGCAGCUCUACAAUUUUGUUAAAAAAACGAGAACAUUAGUAACACAGACUGUGAAUGUGGUCCAAAGAUUAUACUUACAGUCUACUGCUCACUCUACAUGGAUCAAAUGCAUUUAGGGCAGAGGCCCAGGUGAAGGGCUUUACCUGCACAUCCUACCACCACUACUGUAAGUACUCCAAUCCCACGACGUGAAGCCUGUGUGGAACCAGGUGUGGUUGAGAAAAACACAAUACUAUUCUGAUCUUAUAUUUCAAGCAGCAAGUGCAUUUCAUUCCCAGUAUUGAAGGGUUACCUUCAGAGAUGAGAAGUCGCUACUUGACGUUAUUGUUUACUCCUACCCUCAGUCACUUCUCAUAUUUUGUAAUUUGUGUGACUAAGCUUAUUUUGCUUCCAGUGUUUACUGUAUAUGCCCUGUUGCUGUAGUAAUGUGUUUUACAUCUAAAUCAACUUAGUUGAAGAUACCCACUUUAUUUCCCAAAUGUUGACACAAUAUACAGAGGUAGGAAAAAGUUGUAAACACACUCCAAGCUUCUUUUUCUUCCAAAGAAGUAAUUCCCUGUCGGAGAUGGAAAGGUAUUAAUCGGACACCUAAUUGUCUCAGCUUCUAAAGGCUAUAUCUUGGGAACCACUAGCCUUGUUUUGUGUGGCUGUACUCCAUUUUGACAUACUUGCCAUGGUACUGAUACAGUGUUUAUAUGCUUGGUGUUUGCUAGUGACCUACCUUGAUUCGAUAUCCAGUUUGACAGGCAACAACCAAAAUGACUAUGUUUGAUAACCUAUGAAUCAACCUAAAGGACAGUAAAUAAUUACGAUAUGACAUGUUGGUUUGCCAUUUUUCCAUAACUAUGUAAAAAAAAACAAACAAACAGAUAAUUCACUCUUACUUGUUAAUGAAAUAUACAUUUGUAUUUAUUUAUGUAUUUAUUUAUUUAUUCAUUCAUUCAUGUAUUUAUUUAUUAACAAUGGGGGUUGUCAAGCUGAAUCAAAAUGCUAAGACAGGAUAUGAAUAAUAAUCGUUUAUAAUAAUAAUUAAUAAUAAUCGUUUAGGUACAAAAAUGGUAUAACAUUUUAUAUAAUGUUUGUAUUCUUUGUGGUUGAUUCUGAGUUCUGUUUCUCCAAUACUGAGAUUUAACAAUUGCCCAUCUUGUGGAUCUCUAACUAGCACUGUGGAGUCUUCCUGUCAGUUGUGUUUGAUUUACAUCUCUCUGAGUCUAUGACCUUUCAACUAUUUCAUCUUAUCCUGCUUAAUAGUAGCCUAUUACUAUAGAACUCAGAUCCAUUCACAAAGAUUGCAAACAUAAGAACAAAAAAAUCAAUCCAGUUGGGUUUAGCAUCAAAGCUUUGGUUCAUUCCCCUGGCUCCAGAUCGAACAGAAUAUUUUGAACAGGCUGGCAUUUUAUCAAGAUGUACAAAACUGCUUUCCAAAAACUAGCUGGAUAGCACAAGCAAGGCACCAGGGGUUAACUAAAUAAAAGGAAUUACAGGUGUAAGUUCCUUGAUAUCGUGUUUAUGAACAAUGUGCUGAUAUUGACACAAUGAUUGUGACUGACCCUCUGUUGCGUGAUACUGCUACUUGUCUAUAGUCCCCGAAGUGAAGCUUUUGUACAAAUUGCUGAGGAGGUAAUAUGUUGUAUAGACGAUACAUUUCCAGUCUGUGUUUUCAAUUUUUGUACUGGUCUUAAUGCUGGUGGUGUGACAGGGAACCUUCAGUCUUCCUGGUUUGUUUAAGUCUCUGUCACUUGCUGAAUGUUACAUUUUUUAAAUGUAAUCUAAACAGCAAACAAAAAAACAAACCACAGCAACACAAAUCUGUGAAAAGACAUGUUCACCUUUGGACUGUAUACCCAUCGUAGUAGCCGUAGUUAUACUAGUUCAUAUAAUAAAGCAUAUUAUAAAUGGAA